GAAGAAAACCUUUGGAGUUUCGGGAACCUUUGGAGUUUAAACGUGGACCCUUGGAGGAGCCCCCACAGCAAGGGUCCUGGAAGUUCAUGUUUAUUUGCAACCUCAGACCACCUGGACAAUGGGCACCAACCAUGCAGAUGAUGCCUGUGCCAGCAGUUCCAGCAGGUCCUGGAACCAUAGACGAAGCUGCGGAGGAGAUCAAGAAAGAGAGCAAAGCUCAAGCCAAUUUGAAUCGCCUUCUGAAGCAAAUGAAGAAGGACACCAUUGAACAUCAAAUUGCGCAAGCCAUUGGGAUUCUGCCAGACGAAGUUCUGGCCUUUCACAAUGUGCUUGCACGCCCAGAGGACUUAGUGUCCCAAAAUCUUCAUUGCAGUUUGCCCCAACUUCAUGAUGAACGACGGCCAUCACCCUUUUUGCGCCUUGUUCUCGUGGACAUGGAGAUUUAUGAACCCAAUGAGAUUCUCCCAGGCGCCUUCAGACGUUUUUCCAAAUGGCUCCCAAGAACGAUCAACAGACGCUCUGUCUUCCGGAUGCUCGACUUGGAGUCUCUUUUGGAUAUUCAUGGAGAACGCUGCCGACUUUGGUUCAACAACAAUCUCAUUGCGGAUGACUUUAUCGAACCUCUACAUCUUGAAGACGGUGAUUACAUACGCAUUCUCAUUGGCGACCAUGACUCUGACUUCCAGUGUGAUGACAGCUCGGCUGAGUCCACGGAUUUCAUGGCUGGUUUGCAACUUCCACUGGAGGUCCUUCCAAGGAGCUUUGAGCUUGCCAUGCCUGUGGAUAUGGAUCCACUCCUCAAUGUGCAGGUCUGCUCUACCAGUACUUUCGAGAAGCGCAUCCUUCCCUUCUCCAUGAGUGUUGAUGAAGAUGCAGCUGAAUUGACCAGCUUUGUCACUCAACUUCGAGCUGAGGAUGAUGUGGAUGAUAUCCAACUUUGGACAAACCACUGGCAUAUUCAGACUCCUGAUUCCAAGCAGACCUCUUUGCAUUCACAAGCUCAAGUACUAGAGAGAUGUCUGGCCACAUCGAUGCGCCUCCUUGAGGAGGACGAAACUGGUCCUUCUCUGACACCUCUAGCCAUUCCUGAGGACCAUCCAGAGGAAGCGCCAGUAACUGAUCGAUUUCCUGAUCAUCAAGGAGACAUUCUUGACUCAUGGCGAGCGGCCUCUACCUCCACAUUUGCCACGGACACGAUUGAUGGUGAGAUUCACGUCAAAUUUGUCACAUGGUUCCUGAAUGGAGAUCUUUGGCCACGAUGUGAUGCUUUUAGGACUGUUGCUCUUCCUGCUGAUCCUGAAAGGUGGGACGCCAUUUUUCGGCAAACAUGGCGAGAUCGUGCCGAUCCAGCUACACAGUUUCAGACGGCUCUGGUCUACCCACCGGUCACGCCUGACCAACAUGGAGGCCAUCUGAUCAUCCAUCAAAACCUGGGACCAUCGGUGCGAGGAACUCUGCUUAGUGUCUUUUGGCAUGGACAAGAGAGUGAAUUAGGAAGCCGCUUUGCCCAGGUUGUUCCGCAUUGGCUCUCGUUUCAGAGGUUCCUACAUUUUGCUGACCUUCUUGAUGCGUGUCGACGACGUAUUUUGUUGUGUGUCGGCUUUUCUGGCAGCCAUCCCAUUGAUGAUGAUCGACCACUUUUUCCACGCCAUGGCACUCAUGUUGAAAUUCAUGCCGCUGAAUGGCAGAUCGUUGAUGAGAACAGUCUGAUGCAACAGCCUGGACGAGGGCGACGCCCUGCCAUGAGACAACUUGCCAUCACCACUCAUGAGCACAUUCUCAUUGACAAUCUUAUGAGCUGUGAUCAACUCAUAGUACCAGAGUACAUUGAAUGUUCAGCGCCGGGUGCUCCUGCUGAUAUAGAAGCUGAGCUUACGCACUGGGGCAUUGACUGCAAAGCCCUUCGUUUUGGACAUCGCCAUGAAGCCUUGUGCUUUCCUGCGCAAUGGACUGCUCAAGUGAAUCAGUUCCAUUACAUGUUCUGUCAUGAGGACGUCAAGGACAAUGAGGGCAUUUUCUUGCACACGUCGAACAUGCCUCUUGAUGAACUUGGCCUCAUGCAGCUUCUCUACCAGCUUGGAUAUUGUAGAGCAGCCAUCCUGGACAAGGAGGAAUUAUUGCCUCAGGUUUUUCGUGUUCUCUUCUUGGAUGUUGUCCAGCAGCCUUUGACAGAACAAGGUCGAAUCAAGAAACCUCUGCCAUGGCCGGCAUUAUCCCACCAUGGACGGCACAAUCGACCGUUCUUUGAUCCGAGCCGACAUCCAGACGAGGAUAAGAAUUUCCUCAUCAAGCUUGGCAUCACCAUGCAGGACAUUGACGACUUUUUCAAGUCUGGGGAUGAUCUAUUAUGCCGAGAUCCGACUGGUCUGGAUUUGCCUGAAACCACAAAACAGGCUAUGUUGAUCAGCGACACUACAGACCUUGCUCGGUUUGAUCGCCUCAUCAUCUACACGGAUGGCCACAUCGGCACUGCAGAUGUAGAUGCCUCCUUCACGAGCCUACGAAGUUGUUUCCAAGCACUUGAAGCUGCUCUACCAGAUCGACUACAAGUUGAGCACACACCUGGACACUGUGGGGAUCCAUACAAUGACUUUGCUGACUGGCUUGCCAGAGAAGAACGACGUCGCAGCUUUUAUAGCAAACGACAGGCGAUCUCUCUGGAUUUAUGGCGCCCCUUUUUGCCCUACAUGUGGAUGCUCUUCAGUCAAACUGAUGGACUUCCAUCAUGGAGCUCUCAAGGCUUCCAUGUUCCUCCUCCUCAGCUACCUUCUCCACUUGCCACACCUACAUGCGAGGGGAACGAACUCACCUCUGACCGGGCUGCCAAGAUUGACAUCAGCCUGGCCAGCGCGAACAUUGGUUCAAUGUACAACGGAGAAUGGGGACAUGCCGGCAAACUUGAUUAUUUGCGCACUCAAUUCAAGCUGCUUUGUCUCAACUUUUUAGGCCUGCAGGAAACUCGCACUCCAGAGCUUUUCUCCAGAACAGACAAGAUCCUUCGCUUUGCCAGUGGAGCACUUCAUGGACAGCACGGCAUUGAACUAUGGGUCAACCUGGAGCAAGCCUAUGCAGUGAAUGAUGACGGGCCCAUUUUCUUCGCACCACAUCACUUCGUUGUUGUGCACAAGGACCAUCGCAGCAUGCUCAUCCAUGUGGUCACGGAGUGGGUCGACUUCUGGAUUCUUGUUGCACAUGCACCUCAGAGCGGCGUAGCUCUUUCAGAACGUCAAAUCUGGUGGGAUCAUCUGCUACAGAUCACUGCGGCCUGCCCACAGACUGCUCGACUUUUCGCCCUUUUGGAUGCGAAUGCAGGACCAGGGUCCGCUGACCAUAUUUCAGUAUUUCGCACCAUCGGUGGUCAUACUUCAAGUACUCCACUGCUGAGAACAUUCCUGCAGGAACGGAUUGACUUCACCCUGGUGCAGCAUGAACAUGUGGAACAAGCUCUGGGUGAUUAUGUCGUGCCUGCGUGGACGGAGAACAUUGAGGAUCAAGUUUCCCAAUUCAAUGGUCAUCUUCUUGCUCGGCUCCAGAAUCUGUGCCCCCAUGCCAAGCACAGACCAAAGAAACCCUGCAUUGAUGAAGCCACAUGGAAUCUCCGCACUCAGAAGCUCAUCGCCAGACGAGGGCUACGACAGCUAGCGCGACAUCAUCGAAUAGAGCUGCUACGAGCAUGCUUUCAAUCCUGGACCUCACGGCCGGGCUAUGACAAGGCUCGUUUCUGGCACUAUGGUCGCUGGCUACAAUGCGCGAAUGUCAAACUUUUGGCAAGGCAUUAUAAGUCGGCAGCACAGCUCAAGGCAAAGCUCCGUGCAAGGAAGACAGCCUAUCUCAAGCAUGCCUUUGAAAACCUGCCUACUGAUGCACCUGCCUCUUCGAUUCUACAUGAACUCAAGAAGGUUGUGGGCUCGACCAAUCUGAAGGCCAUCAAGCAGCAGACCCUUCCGUUGAUCAAGGAUUCCACUGGACAACCGUGCACAUCUCCGUCCCAUGCUUUGGACACAUGGAUUCAUUUUUUCCAACAUAUGGAGGGAGGCAGAAGAGUUGACAAACAGGAACAACAUCAACUUUGGGUCCAGAAUCUUCAGAAGUUUCAGGCGACCUUUCUUGACCUGAAAAUCACAGAGGUUCCAUCCUUGGUUGAGCUAGAAGCUGCGUUUAGGCAUGUCAAGCCCCAGAAGGCCACGGGCCCUGACUUGAUUGAUGCCAAAAUUUGUGCGAGUUCGCCGGCCAUUGUAGCACGCAAGACCUACAGCCAGUUACUCAAGCUCUACACCCAUGGACAGGAAAGUCUUUUGCACAAAGGGGGGAGACUUCAACCCAUUUGGAAGCAGAAAGGCCCUAGAGACUCCUGUUCUGCAUAUCGCAGUGUGCUCAUUUCAUCACAUGUGGGCAAAUCUUUGCAUCGAUGCUUGCGUUUGCACUCUGCUGAUGUCUUUGAGCACUACCUACAGCUGCAGCAGACAGUUGGCAACCGUCUUCAGCUUGGGCCUGAUCUUCUUCAUGCUCUACAUCAACAUCUGGAUGAUCGCCCUGCGGUCGUGCGGGCUGGCCUUUCACCGCAACUUCAGAAAGUCCUCCAAGCGUUGCACACGGACACACACUUUUAUGUGGGCGUCCAACAGGAUGCAUGCAGGACUACCCUUGGAACGAGACCGGGUGAUUGCUUUGCUGACAUUGUUUUCUCCUUUCUCUGGGCCCGUUUGCUACAUCGCUUGGAGCAGAUCAUGAAGGAGUCCAACAUCCUGGACAGUUUUCCGGAUGAGAAAGGUUUGAGACCACCAGGAGGUGAAGCAGCAGCCAGUGGCACUAAGCCUUUCAUGGGGCCAACCUGGAUGGAUGACACCUGCGUUGCUUUCUCACAGGAGUCUCCUUCAUCCUUGGAGAGAACUGCUGGACGAGUUGGAGGAGUGAUGCCACCAUCCUGGCUGAAACAGGCCUUCCUGAUCCGGCAGUUCUCUUGCGGAUCUGCCGACUCCGUCAUCUUGGCCAGCUCUACAGAACAGGCGACAGUGGCUACCUGUCGCCAGACCUUGCAGGCCAGUCGACUUCGCUGGCAGCCGGCACCUGGCGCAGGUUCACAAAUCAAUGCGAGCAUGGAAGCAAUUCAUGAUGGACUUCUUCCACCCUUGAAGGUACAGGGACCUCUAAAGGAGAUUCCCCCAGGACGACCGGAUGAAGACUUCGACCUGGACCUCCUGGAGCAGAUCUUUCUGGACAUCUUGGAUGCCACGACCAUUGAAGAGUGUGAGACCAUGAUCCGGGAUGCCGCUCAUGCUCGCGCUCUUUCCUGGCACACCUUUAAGGCGACUUUGACCAGAUUUUUGGACAUUUUCACGGAUGAAGAUGCUGCGGUCCUUCAUGUUGCGGGAGACUCACUACGAGGACUCUUUCGGACGCACAUGGAUUCUACCGCUUGGCCCUUCCUGACCGCUGAAGGCCGUGACAAGAAUUCACCCUGGCACCAAGAGAUCGCGAUCCAAGAACAAUGCUGCCUCCGUGAGAUUGAGGAGCAACGCAACCGAGUCAGCAUUGGGAACAUUCUCAUGGGCUUUCAGCUUGUGGCUAUGGCAGCGCUGGCAUGCACAGGAGGAAUUGCUGUGGUUGAACACCCUGCAGAAUCUCCUAACCCAGAUGAUGCUUCUAUCUGGCGAACUCCCAUCAUGCAAUUGCUGCUCGCGCUUCCUGAAUGUGAGUCUUUCACCCUAGCCCAAGGCUUGUGGGGGGCGCAAUCGUCGAAACCGACGACUUUGGGCGUGCUCAACGCACCCCAAUUAAAAAUGGAACUGCACAAGGGCCGUAUCACCACGGAAGUGCCCAAAGGCAGUUCAAUUGGGAAAGACACCUUAGGAAAUUGGGCUACGGCCCGCUUGAAGGAGUAUCCUCCUGGCCUUUGUCUUGCACUUGCCAGAGGAUUCCUCAAGGCGAUAGGUGAUCUCCCGGAAGACCCUGCCCAGCAGGUCUCCCUGCGAAACCGUGACAUCUUUGGGCCUCUGGUCUGCACCAGCUAUGGCCAUGCCUAUGGACCAGAUUUC
This is a messenger RNA of Cladocopium goreaui, 6035 nucleotides long. The record is from the annotation of a GenBank genome assembly. NCBI's taxonomy places the organism in Eukaryota, Dinophyceae, Suessiales, Symbiodiniaceae.